Messenger RNA from Closterium sp. Naga37s-1, 1009 nucleotides. The record is from the annotation of a GenBank genome assembly. NCBI's taxonomy places the organism in Eukaryota, Viridiplantae, Streptophyta, Zygnematophyceae, Desmidiales, Closteriaceae.
AUGGUGGCCAACACAGCAGCAUACCCCAGUUUAGCUGCGCUCAACCUGCCAAUGAAGAGAGCACGUGAGGAGUUGAGUGCUCUUACGACCGACCCGCCCCUCCUGGUGAAUGCAUCUCGGGAUGAGCUCGGGCUGCCUCGUCGUGUGGCGCAGCGCCCUCAGUCCUUGAGGGAGCUUCUUCAGCUGCGUGGCGAGAGGGGGGCAGCAGCAAGCCCUGUGGCCUGGUGUGGGACGCACGUGCUGCUGGGAUUCAGCAGCGACGAACCUGCCUUCAUCCAGCGCUCUGCUCUUUCGGCUCCUCCGCCCACCCAGCCAUGUGCAGUGCUGCCAUCGCCAAUCCCACCCCAGCUCGCUGCUUUGCCUGCCUCCGCUCCCUGCAUUGGGGAUUUCGACCCCUGCUGUGGGGAGUUGGCUUCAUGCUUUGGAGACGCGCCUUCUGCUGGCGCCCGUGCUGCUGCGCAGCAUCUGGCCCAGUCCGUUGACUCGUGCAACGGCCACAGUGACUUGCACGACAACAAGCCCGACAUGCCAGUGCACGACACCAGUAACCACGACAUCCCAGUGAACGACAACAGCAAUGUGCCCUACGGCAGGAGCGAAAGCCUCUUUCUCGACGCACCCAUCUCCCACCUGUGCCUCGCUGAGCCCACCACCACCGGGCCAAGGGCAGUCUUUGGCAAUGGCAGCCCUCAGCAUUCACAUGACACACUCUCACACCAGAAGGCCCCACACAUGCCAGCUCCCGUGCCUCCUCCUGCUCUGCCGCACACGCAGCCUCAUGUGAUUGUUUCGCCACCGCCAACCCCCAUGAAGCCUGCGGUUGCUCCCUGUUUCAAUGUGGGUGAUGCCCUGGGAGGUGAUUUUGCUUCCUGGGAGAGCUCGUUCCCUCCCGGGCUCAACUCAAAUGUGCCUUCUGCGAGUAGUCUGCUUGGGCCGGAGCACGGCAGCACGGCGGCGGGGGUGCGCACGGCGCAGCUGUUGCGCGUGCUGGGGAGUGAAACUGGCGGAG